Molecule: messenger RNA, 402 nt
Organism: Pocillopora meandrina
Lineage: Eukaryota; Metazoa; Cnidaria; Anthozoa; Scleractinia; Pocilloporidae
Source: the annotation of a GenBank genome assembly
AUGCCUGUCUCAAGAGCGACCGCAUUCAGACAUCGUAAGCGUGAACAUAGCAGUUCAAGGGUAACUGGAAAUUUAGGCUUGCACGAAGAGGAAAUAGAAGGCCUUGAGGAGUCAUCAUCUAGUGAAGUUUUAAAAGCCGUGGACCAAGAUCAAGAGAUGUUUGAUUACUCAGACACAUUCGUGGAUAGUCUCGAUUCUGGUACUCCUGAAGAAAACGAAUCGAAUGAAGUACACGUUUAUGCAGGUGAUGUAGACCCAACCAGAACAAUAACUGAGCAAAUAAUAGAUGUAAUUCUUGAUGCUCUACAAUUGCAGCUUGAACUAAAAUUGUCAAACAUUGGAUUUGAUCAUAUCUUGGACUGGGGAAAGAAACUAUUCAUGAUGGGAUUUAGUGAGCAGUAA